AUGGAGAUUGGAAAUGGAAGACACAUCUCGUUUUGGUACGAUAAGUGGUCUGAUAAGGGUAUUAUAGCGGAGGUUUUGGGUGAUAGAGGGAUGAUUGGUUUGGGAAUAAGGAAAGAAGCUACGCUAGCAGAGGCUGCGUUGAGGUUCAGACGUAAAAGGAAGCACCGGCUAGAAUUUUUGAAUGAGUUGGAGAGGAGUUUAGACACUGUGAGAAGUUUGAUCUGUAAUGAAAGUGAAGACAUAAGUACAUGGAGAGGUAAAAUGGGUUACAAACCAAACUUUUCAACUCGUGAGACUUGGGACAAAUUACGAGAGGUAAAUGAGAAGCAGAUGUGGGCUAAAGGGGUUUGGUUCUCUAUGGCGACUCCGAAAUUUGCAUUCAUAGUCUGGUUGGCAAUGACGAACAGAUUAUCUACUAUGGAUAGAAUUGCCAAAUGGAGCCAAGGAGUAGACAAUGUGUGUGUGCUCUGUCAUACUGAAGCAGAAACCCGAGAUCAUUUAUUUUUCAAAUGCUCAUAUUCUGACCUGUUAUGGAGGUAUCUAGUUGGUGGGAUUCUUGGCAGUUCUUAUAUGGAUGGUUGGACUGAGAUAGUGCAGAAGACGUCGGGUAGUACACUGGAUAAGAAGAGUUUAUUUUGCUAG
Messenger RNA from Brassica oleracea var. oleracea, 642 nucleotides. RefSeq lists its product as uncharacterized. The transcript has a single exon. The record is from RefSeq and is a predicted model, not a curated record. The coding region runs from base 1 to 642 and encodes 213 amino acids. NCBI's taxonomy places the organism in Eukaryota, Viridiplantae, Streptophyta, Magnoliopsida, Brassicales, Brassicaceae.